GGGUUGGGUGGAACAAGUUGUUAAAAUAAAAAUAGAAUUGGAAAGGGAAAAUUAAUUUUAAAUGGUGGAAAAUCUGGCAACGUGGAAAUAUCAUACAACCACUUGAAAACGCCGACGACGACCACAAUGCUACCAUUUCCUUACGUUCUUCAACAUAAUUCAGAGCUCACAUGGCCAUGGCGACACGUAUUUCUUCUCAAUUCUUCUUCUCCUCUUUCAAUAACGCAAGGAAAGUUCUUGCACAUUUCAUGACAGGCAAUUUUCUAUAUCUGUCGUCUUUGAAGGGAACAGAUGCAGUCAAUCCAGCUAGAAGAUAUUGUAAAGUUCACAGGAAAGCAACCAAAUUAUCAUUUGGCGGUUCUGUAAAGUAUGUUCAGACAGUUUGCAGAAUCUCAGCUCCUGGCACCACUUGGGAAGGUGCUGAUAUUCCACCAGCUGAUGCUUUAAAAGAUAGGAAAGUGGUCCCUGAUUCGGAUCCACCAAGUACUAAAGAUGUUAAUCUAUUGUAUGAAUUUGUUGAUAAAAGUACAAAACUUGUUGCGCUGACUGGUGCUGGCAUAAGCACGGAGUGUGGAAUUCCUGAUUAUAGAAGUCCCAAUGGAGCUUAUAGCACUGGUUUCAAGCCAAUUACUCAUCAGCAAUUUACUCGUUCCAGCCGUGCACGAAGGCGGUAUUGGGCUAGGAGUUAUGCAGGAUGGAGAAAAUUCAAUCAAUCCAAGCCUAGUCCCGCUCAUACUGCAUUAGCAUCUUUAGAAAAAGUCAACCGGUUGAACUUUUUGAUUACACAAAAUGUUGACAGGUUGCAUCAUCGUGCUGGUAGCAGUCCACUUGAGUUACAUGGGACCGUCUAUAUCGUUGCUUGUUUGGAUUGUGGGUUUUCUUUUCCUCGUGAAAUGUUUCAAGACCAAUUGAAAUCCCUAAAUCCAAAGUGGGCAGCAGCUAUAGAGAGUCUAGAUUACGACAGCAAGUCAGAUAAGAGUUUCGGGAUGAAGCAGAGGCCUGACGGUGAUAUCGAAAUCGAUGAGCAAUUCUGGGAAGAAGAUUUCCACAUACCAACUUGCUCUAAAUGUAAUGGAGUACUUAAACCCGAUGUUGUAUUUUUUGGUGAUAAUGUACCAAAGGAUAGAGCUAAUAUAGCUAUGGAAGCUGCUAAAGGGUGUGAUGCUUUCCUUGUCCUCGGUUCCUCGGUUAUGACCAUGUCUGCUUUCCGACUUGUCAGAGCAGCUCAUGAGGCUGGUGCUGCUACUGCAAUUGUAAAUAUAGGCAAGACCCGAGCUGAUGACUUUGCAGAUUUGAAAAUCAACGCACGGCUUGGAGAGAUAUUACCACGCCUGCUCAACACCGGUUCCCUCAGUGUUCCUGCUAUCUGAGUACCUGAAAUAAGUCAACCCGCUGUCUCAACUUAGUCAACUUAUCUUCACAAGCUAAGUAUGUGUAUCUUUAUGUGAAAUUUCGAUUCGAUUGUUCUCUAGCAAGUGUGUUUAUAACAAUUGAGAUGCAUUUUCAAGAAAUGUUGUAUUCAUGCCUUUAAUGAAAGAUUAGCAUUCUUUCAUUUUUACUGAAAUAAUCAGUUGAGUCAAGCACAUUGUGGUAUAAAAAUUGUUUAAUUGAAGUUUUUUCAUAUUU
Messenger RNA from Helianthus annuus (common sunflower), 1626 nucleotides. Its product is annotated as NAD-dependent protein deacylase SRT2. The coding region runs from base 171 to 1370 and encodes 399 amino acids. Gene Ontology annotation, molecular function: NAD+ binding; NAD-dependent protein lysine deacetylase activity. The record is from RefSeq and is a predicted model, not a curated record. The transcript is spliced from 11 exons. NCBI's taxonomy places the organism in Eukaryota, Viridiplantae, Streptophyta, Magnoliopsida, Asterales, Asteraceae.